AUGGCCAAGACGGUCUGUAUAGUUGGCGCUGGUCCUUCAGGACUUGUUGCGGCCAAAACGCUAUUGCACAAUACUGCUCCUGGCGAGUUCAAGGUCACGGUUUUCGAUGCCCAGAGAGACAUCGGAGGUCUCUGGCCAACGUCAAAGACAGACGAUGGACGCCAGGUCCAUCCAUUUAUGUGGUCAAAUCAGAGCAGGCAUACAAUGCAGUUCAGUGAACUUGCCUGGGAAGACAGCGACCCUCAACUCCCGCAGGGUUGGAUGGUUGGAAGGUAUCUCCGCAGAUACCUCGAGCGCUUCUUGACGAAUAACGAAAACUUUGAACUGAAGCUUGGUACACGAGUUGAGAGCGCAGAGCGCCCACAAGGAUCGGCCAAUGGUUGGGUUGUCAACGCCAAGUCAGAAGCCGGGACCGAGACCCAGAACUUUGACUACCUCUUGGUCGCUUCCGGUUUCUUUGGAAAACCUAUAAUACCCGAAUGUUUGAAGAAAGAGACAAAUAUUCCGGUUACUCAUAGCAGCCAUUACAGGGAUGUCAAGAGUCUGCUAAGCAAAGGCCGACCAGGCGGUGGCAAGAUUCUUGUUGUGGGAGGACAAAUGUCUGGUGUUGAGAUUGCGGGAACGAUUGCUGCGCACCUCUCAUCUGAGGCCAAUUCCCCUAAUCCAUCAGUGAUUACGGAUGUCGAUAAAUACAGUGUUCACCAUGUCAUUCAGCGUCCGAUCUGGGUGUUUCCCCUCUACACCAGCCCCAAGCCGACAAACAAAGCCGCACCUUUUCUACCGCUUGACUUUUCAUCUUACAAUCUCAACAACCGACCCAAGCCUCUGAUUAACACACAGGGGCACAUCCCUGAAGAAACAGCCAAGACUGUUCACGGAAUUUACAAGGGCGUUCUUGGAACUGACCAAUCCGAGUUUUCUGCUUUGCUCAAAACUGAUGGCACAAACGAUGACAAGCAACCCUAUCUAGCUGUUAGUGAAUGGUACCCUGAUUUUGUCCGAUCUGGAUUGAUCACGUUGUCAAACGGCAAGGUGGAAGAUCUUGAAGGCCCUACAGCAACAUUGUCCGAUGGCACAAAGGUUGAAGAUGUUGUAGCUGUGGUGGCGGCGACUGGAUUUGAUGCUUCAACCUGUAUAGGCUAUCUCCCUAGCGACGUACUGCAGGCACUUCAAUUCUCGCCGAAGCACAUCGAUCAGCCUGUUGCUUUGGCUUUCCAUGGAACUCACCACCCACAAGUCCCCGACUUGAGCUUCGUCGGUUUCUAUCGGUCACCAUACUGGGGUGUUAUGCAAAUGCAAGCUCGAUUUGUAGCGGCCCUGUGGUCUGAUAGUGUUUCACCGGGGCGUAAUUCCGAGGUCUUUAAGGGCAAGCUUCGCGAUGAUGUUUCUAUCCAGCGAACUCUCGACCUCCGAGAUGACCUCCGAGUAUCACAAUUCCCAAUGGGAGACUAUCCUUACCUGAUGAACGAAAUUGCGGGAGCACUUGAACUUCAGAUUUGCGAGCCUUUGACGCCACCGGUUCCUAACCUUCCACACAAUAACCUUCCUAUGAAUAUGCUCACGCCAGCACGAUACACAAACCCAAGCGAUGAUCAAGACUCGAAGGACGCAGCGACAAAGUCUCUGGAGCAGACACGAAAGGAUGCGACCGACGGCCUCACGACGUCGCGAUUUGUUGCUCAUGCUGUAUUCCGAAGCCUUCUCGGUACGUGGAAAUUGGAGCGCGAUCUUGUCAGCAAACUACCUUCACACCCAAGUGGUCACUUCAGUGGUACGGCACAAUUCCUCCUCCGCGAGAAGACGACCGACGGUUUACGAUGCGCUGGCAAUCCUAGCGAAGACUCCACAGAUGGUGACGAGCUAGGGAUGGAGUACCUCUACAUCGAAGAAGGCGAGUUCAAGACAAGUCAAGGCUUCGGCUUCAAAGCUACACGCCGCUAUGUAUGGCGCUACAACGAGCUCAAGGACGUGCUGAGCGUCUGGUUUGCCAAGCCCGAUGAGCUCAAACGUGCAGACUAUCUCUUUCACGAGAUUGAGUUCACUGAACCAACGGAGAAGGGAUGGGCGGCGAAGGCGGGUCAUUUGUGCAUUGAUGACUAUUAUGAUGUCAAGUAUAAUUUUGCGUUUCAGGCUGUGAAUCUGAAGGAAUGGCAGAUUGAGUAUACGGUCAAGGGGCCGAAGAAGGACUAUACGAUUACUGGGACUUAUACUCGGUAG
Fusarium venenatum is the source of this 2217-nucleotide messenger RNA. RefSeq lists its product as uncharacterized. The record is from RefSeq and is a predicted model, not a curated record. Gene Ontology annotation, molecular function: N,N-dimethylaniline monooxygenase activity; flavin adenine dinucleotide binding; NADP binding. NCBI's taxonomy places the organism in Eukaryota, Fungi, Ascomycota, Sordariomycetes, Hypocreales, Nectriaceae.